AUGGACGCUCUAAUCCCUUUUACGACUUCUGGAUCUUUAGUCGAUUUGGUUGACAAAAAAGUAUUGGUGGUGCUGAGGGAUGGUAGGAAGUUGAUAGGUGUUUUUAGAUCUUAUGAUCAAUUUGCGAACUUCCUUCUCGAGUCGUGUAUAGAACGUAUACAUUUCAAAUUCGAAUAUGCAGAUAAGGAUAUUGGGGUGUUGCUGGUUAGAGGAGAGAAUGUGGUAGCUUUGGGUGAAAUUGACCUGAUAGCGGAAGAUAUGGUGCCGCUCCAAGAACGUUCGUGGAAUGAGGUUGAAGAGAAAAUAAAUGAUGAUAAUAAACGCCGUGAGAGGGAUCACGCCAUAAAAGAUAAAGUGUUGGGAUCGAUUGGGUUUGUGAAUGAAGGUAGGGAAGGUGAUGCGUAUUAA
Molecule: messenger RNA, 408 nt
Organism: Kwoniella botswanensis
Lineage: Eukaryota; Fungi; Basidiomycota; Tremellomycetes; Tremellales; Cryptococcaceae
Exons: 5
Coding region: 1-408 (135 amino acids)
Biological process (GO): deadenylation-dependent decapping of nuclear-transcribed mRNA
Cellular component (GO): P-body; Lsm1-7-Pat1 complex
Molecular function (GO): RNA cap binding
Source: RefSeq, a predicted model, not a curated record